ACGGGUCACCUUCGUCAGUCCUGGACAUGAGCCCUCCCUAGGACGGACUCAGGGGAAUUUCUGCAUCUCUCGAAAAAGGCAUCCCACUCCUCGGGCGCUCUCCUCCCUGACUCCAUCCGCUUGUCUGCUCUGAAAGGCCCUCAAGACUGCUGCCGCUCCUCGUCUCCUCUCCUCUUCUCCCGUAGAGGGAUUUCUACGUCAUGGCUCGCCACUCUUUCCUCAAUGCCAGGAAAGGCCCGUGUCAUCGGGUGAUGUCUCUGUGUGUGUCGUCCACCAUCGUCCUGCUCUCCCUGCUCUCGGCUCCUGCCCUGGGACAGCUGGACAUGAACAGACUAGACGGUGACACUGUCUGCCCACCCAUGAGAAAUGGACAAGAUGACCUUCCAGGUUUCGAUCUGAUCACCCAGUUCCAGUUGGACGUCAUCCCCUUGAAGGGCGUCAGGAAAGUGGAGGGCUCCACAUCCCACCAGGUGGCCUACCGGCUCGACAGGGAGGCCAACUUCCAGAUUCCAACACGGCUUAACUUCCCUCGCGGCUUCCCUGAAGAGUACUCCUUCAUGACCACCUUCCGCAUGAUCAAGAACACCGUCAACAAAGUGUGGAACCUCUGGCAGAUCGUGGACGAGACUGGUGUCAAGCAGGCCGGCCUGCGUCUCAAUGGUGACCAGCAGGCCCUGGAGUUCUUCCUGACCACACUUGAUGGUGACCUCCAGACAGUGACCUUCCCCGGCCUCUCCGUUCUCUUCAACACCAAGUGGCACAAGGUCAUGGUGGGCGUAGAGAGGGACCAGGUCACCCUGGCCGUGGACUGCCAGCCGGUGGACCAGAGGCCCAUCAAGGAGAAAGGCUACAUCAAUACUGAGGGUGACACCCUCAUCGGCAGGCUGGAUGCUGACUCAAGCACUUCUGUAGUGUUUGAGCUUCAGUGGAUGUUGAUUCAUUGCGACCCAAAGAGAGCCCAGCGAGAGACCUGCAGUGAGCUCCCACAGACUGAGAUGUAUGCCAAUGCUGAGCCCGAUAAGCCCGUGGUCGGCCCUCCAGGCCCGGCAGGACCGGAGGGGCCUCGUGGGCCUCAGGGAGAGGCUGGCAGAGACGGCAGAGACGGUCUUCCAGGCACUCCUGGUAACAAUGGGGCAACUGGAGCCAAAGGAGACCAAGGGGAGAUUGGCCUGCCUGGACAAAGAGGUGUUCCUGGCCUUCCUGGAUCGCCUGGUUUGAUGGGGCCAAUGGGGCCGAGGGGACCUGUGGGUGAGAGAGGACUACCUGGUUUUCCUGGCCCUGCUGGACCUGCUGGAGAGCAGAAGCCUGGACCUCCUGGCCCCCCAGGGAAACCAGGCAUUCCAGGAGAUGAAGGCAACAUCGGACCUGAGGGCCCACCAGGCCCCAGAGGAGCUCUCGGUCUGCCAGGACCCCCCGGCGUCGCCGGACCACCAGGGCCAGCCGGCCCACCUGGGGCAGGCUCCAACGCAGAUGGGGAGCCUCAGUGUGAGGCUGCCUGUCCCGCCGGCCCUCAGGGGAUACCAGGCAUGCCAGGGAUGAAGGGACAUAAAGGUGUUGCUGGUACCCCAGGUGACCCAGGCACACCUGGAGAGAAGGGAGAUCAAGGACCUCAAGGAGAGGCAGGACCUCCUGGACGCAUGGGAGAUGACGGUCAGAGAGGGCCUAUUGGAUUUCAAGGCACUGCCGGAGAGAAGGGAGACAGGGGUCCUCCAGGUUACAACGGCAUCCCAGGGCCAACUGGACCCCCCGGAUCUCCCGGUGUAGAGGGCAUCAGAGGUCGUGAAGGUCAUGAGGGGCCUAAAGGUGAAGAGGGAGCAGCUGGCCCACCUGGAGCACAGGGACCUGCCGGCCCAAGAGGAGAAACCGGAGAGCCUGGUGUGGACGGCUUGGAUGGACUUCCAGGAGUCAAUGGAACCAAAGGAGAGGCUGGCACACCUGGACCAUCUGGCGUGAGGGGCAUUGUUGGAAUACCUGGGUUGCCUGGGAAACAGGGACUUAAAGGACCAGCUGGUGACAAGGGUGACACAGGAGCUGAUGGACUAAUAGGACCCAUUGGGCUUCCAGGCAAAACAGGUGAAACAGGAGCACCAGGCAAAGACGGCAUACCAGGAGCCAAGGGAGCCACCGGUGAGACGGGGAAGCAGGGUCCUGUGGGAGUGACGGGACUUCCUGGCGUCCAGGGAGAGAAGGGAGACAGAGGUCCUAUGGGCCCAAUGGGAAUCAAAGGUCACACCGGACUGAAAGGAGAUCAGGGUCCUAUUGGAGCAGUGGGUCCGAAAGGAAGUGAGGGUGAUCCAGGACUGCAGGGUGACUCAGGUGUCAAGGGUGACCAGGGUCCUCCGGGUAUUCAAGGACUUAAAGGCGAGCGCGGAGAGAAGGGACAGCAAGGUGACGUGGGACUUGACGGACGUCCCGGACAGCCCGGCCACGAGGGACAAACUGGCCCGCAGGGUGCUCGUGGACUGGAGGGGGAACGUGGAGUAGCAGGACCUCCAGGGCCCCGGGGUCUGCCUGGCCCUAAAAUUGCUGAUGAAAAAAUUAGAGCUAUGUGUGCUGCAGUGGUUGAAGAGCACCUUGACGCCUAUAAGAAAGAGCUUGCGAUGAAACCGCUGCCCAUCGGUGCUCCAGGAACCCCUGGCCCCGCUGGGCUACCUGGUCCCCCAGGACCCCCCGGUGCUAACGGGGAACCCGGCGCCAGAGGAUUCAUGGGUCCUAAAGGUCCUCCAGGCUUCUACGGCCUACCUGGUAAACCAGGUGCCAAAGGUGAUACUGGAGAUAAAGGAGAUAAGGGAGAAGAUGGCGUAGGUAUCAAGGGAAGCCAAGGAGAGCCAGGAGCUCAGGGUGAGCCUGGCAUCCCCGGCGUCGGUAAAGAUGGCAAAGACGGUGCUCGUGGCGAAGCUGGAACCCCUGGCCUCCCCGGCCCCCCCGGCACCCGUGGCCCCACUGGCGCCCCUGGCCUCUGUGACCCCUCGACCUGUGUGGGGAGACCCCAGCCCCUCUACCUGAUGAGUGGCAAAAAGCCCUACUACAACAAGGGCCACUGAACGCCGCACUCACGUCACGUCACGGAUAAGCUUCGUCACCAUCAUCAUCCCCAAGGUCCUCUCAGCCAAUAGGAUGAAGAGGACGGGGGACACCCGUCCACAAGGAGAACAGCAAGAUGUCUCCGCAGAGCACAGCACACAGUGAACAUUAAACCAGCCAGACAAACUGUAGCUUUUACACAUACGUGUGAACGCGCUUCCUUUUCUUGAAACGUUUUCAGUGCAUGGAAAGGAUAUUGUGUUUUGUAUAUACUGUAGAAAAAAUAACGAAAGGGGAUUAAUCAAGAUGCCAAUCAACAUUGAAUGAACACUUAACAGUAUUGCAGUAGUAUCUGAAUGGAAAUAGACGUGAUGCUGAGUGAAUGAAAUAAAUUAUGCAGACUCAAGUGAGUGAAUCAUGGGCACCUGUGAAAAAUGCAAGCACAACAUUGUAUCAACGUAGAUCAAAUGUAUCAUAAGAUCACUCAGUUCUCAGCAAACCCCACUGAUUAUGCUAUUUCCACACAAGUUUGCUACAGUAAAUGAAUAGCUGGUACCUGUCUUGUUGAAGCCGUAAUGAUUUAGCAAGGCCCAGGAGCAUACUACAUCAUUCUACACCACUCUUCGUAGUUGCUAUAGAAAUGUGGAGAAGGAAGACAGUUUGGCCAGUGUUUCUGUGUUUGUAUAAAAAGGUUUCCUUUAAAAGCCAUAGAACUCAUGUCACAAAAUUGGUUAAACUAAAGAAUCCAUUCUUUUUUUCUAAGUUUUCUUUGGGUAAAAAAAGGAAAAUAAACUUUCUAAAUUUGUGUGAAA
Messenger RNA from Alosa alosa (allis shad), 3836 nucleotides. RefSeq names its product collagen alpha-3(IX) chain-like. Lineage: Eukaryota; Metazoa; Chordata; Actinopteri; Clupeiformes; Clupeidae. The record is from RefSeq and is a predicted model, not a curated record. The transcript has 38 exons. The coding region runs from base 201 to 3044 and encodes 947 amino acids.